Messenger RNA from Knipowitschia caucasica, 417 nucleotides. Lineage: Eukaryota; Metazoa; Chordata; Actinopteri; Gobiiformes; Gobiidae. The record is from the annotation of a GenBank genome assembly.
AUGCUCCAGCCAUCAGAUCCUGCUGAAACAAGAGGCCCUGCUGUAGUGAGAGGUCAGUCUCCAGCACCAGCUCCUGUUAUACCACCAGAGGUCACUGGUGGAGAUCCCCUGGACGUGCCGGAGCUGCUUGCUGAGGAGCCAGCUCGUGAGGAGGCUGAUCCGACUGCGGUUAAUCCACUGGCCCCCCCACCGCCUGCUGUGCUUGAGGGACCCGAUGAGCUGAUACCCCAGCGCCCUCAACGAGAGAGACACCCGCCGAGCCGAAUGACCUACGACCAUCUGGGAACACCAUCCUGCUACACCAUCCAGCCUGCGCCACAAUUGAUUCCUGUGUAUCCAGGUCUGAUCCCGUGGUUUUCAGCUCUACAGCCAUACUACCCACAACCAUUCGGUAUGUAUGGACUACAACAGGUGUAA